This is a messenger RNA of Meleagris gallopavo (turkey), 4022 nucleotides long. It is a transcript of the gene DOLPP1, whose product is annotated as dolichyldiphosphatase 1. Gene Ontology annotation, molecular function: dolichyldiphosphatase activity. Gene Ontology annotation, cellular component: endoplasmic reticulum membrane; intracellular membrane-bounded organelle. Gene Ontology annotation, biological process: protein N-linked glycosylation; lipid biosynthetic process. Lineage: Eukaryota; Metazoa; Chordata; Aves; Galliformes; Phasianidae. The record is from RefSeq and is a predicted model, not a curated record.
CUCCAAUUGGCUGUGGUGGCCCGGCCCGGUAUCCGGGUAAGAUGGCCGCAGUCGGAGAGUGCUCGCUCCCCGCUCCGUGGCGGCCGGUCUCCCUCACUCACGUCGAGUAUCCCGCAGGUGAUUUCUCUGGUCAGCUUUUAGCUUAUUUGAGUCUUGGUCCAAUAUUCAUUAUUGUUGGCUUUGUAACACUCAUCAUAUUCAAGAGAGAGCUUCACACGAUCUCUUUCUUGGGAGGGCUGGCUUUCAACGAGGGAGUGAACUGGUUAAUAAAAAAUGUUAUCCGGGAGCCACGGCCCUGUGAAGAAGCCCAUUCAACAGUGACCACAAAAUAUGGGAUGCCGUCCAGCCACUCCCAGUUCAUGUGGUUUUUCUCUGUCUAUUCAUUUCUGUUCCUUUAUUUAAGAAUGCACCAAACAAACAAUGCGAGGUUUCUGGAUUUACUAUGGCGACAUGUGCUGUCCAUCUGCCUCGUCACAGUGGCUUUGCUAGUCUCAUAUAGUAGGGUUUAUUUGCUUUACCACACCUGGAGCCAAGUCUUAUAUGGAGGUGUGGCAGGAAGCGUUAUGGCCAUAGCCUGGUUUGCCUUCACACAAGAGAUACUAACUCCUCUCUUCCCAAGGAUAGCUGCAUGGCCCAUUUCAGAGUUCUUUUUAAUCCGAGACACCAGCCUCAUUCCUAACAUCCUGUGGUUUGAAUAUACAGUCACAAGAGCAGAAGCAAGAAACAGACAGCGCAAGCUGGGUACGAAGCUCCAGUGACUCAGGAGGCGUGGGGACCAGAGCGUGCGUUUUAACAGAGACAGACAAGAGCAGAGACCUGGGAGCAGCAAGGAGCCUUUUAACAGACGGACCAAAGGAACAGGCAGGGACCAUACCCAAAACCUGAAAGCCUUUGCUCUGCUUUAGCAGCUAGCUGGAUGCUCCCUGAUGCAUGUGGGACCGUGCAGGAGUAGAAACUCAUUUUCAACACAGAUGCACAUUGCCGGUUGGAAUGUACCAUCAUGUCUACGUCAGGGGAAGGGGGUGAAAAUGCCUGGUGUCAUGUUUGGGGGAGGGAAAACCAAAAAUGAAUCAUUUCUGUGUACUUUUUUCUUUUUUUUUUUUUCUUUAGCAUGAAAUAUACACACUAUUUAUUUAUUUUUUUUUAAAUGCAGCUAUUGUUUUUGGGGUGGGAGAGGCCUUGUGUGUUUUGUUUUUUGCUUUUUUGUUUGGGGUUUUUCAUUUUGGAAGAAGAUGACAAAACUAAUCUCCAGUUGAUCAUGGUUAAUUAGAGCUUUUAGUUUUUAAACAUUUCUCAGGAGGGAGGGGAACUGAGAUGGCGUGACCGAGGUAGAAGGAAGAUUUCUUCCCUUUCUACAACCAGCCUGGGUGAUCAAAAUCAAUUCCAACUGCACUUUGUACAGAUAGAAAGUACUAAAGCUUUGAAUUUUUUUUUUAAACUACUAGUGAUGAUUCAGUGGGGAAGCCUGCACGGAUUCUGUUAAGGGGAGUGUGUGUGUAAAACAAAGGAAAACUGAAAUACACUGAUUUUUUUUUAUUUUUAUUUUUUUUUCACUGCUGCUCCUGGUGUGUAAUUAGCAAGGGUGUCUUUCUCAGAAUCUCUUCUAGGUGGCAAGGUUACCAUACGUAUCUCAUGUUUAUUUCAUCUCUUUCUUUAUUCUUUUAUUACCUCAGGGUUGUUGGGAUCUGUACAGCGUCUGUUGUUGUACUUGGUGUGCUACUGAUGGCACUAGAAACCCAUUGGUUGUAAGCAAUGCUAUGCUCCAGUAAGAGUCAGCCCAAAGCCUUACGAAAUUCAGUUGCUAGUUUCUGUCUUAAGCACUGGAUUUUUUUAUUUUAUUUUAUUUUUUUUGUAAAAAGAGAAGGAUUUUAAAGAUGAACAAAACGACAACUGUAGACAAAUAAGGUGAACAACUAAUAGCUAGCUCAGCUGCUGUGUGAAUUUUUAAAGAGUCCUGUUGGAAUCCAAUUGUGAACUCAAGUGGUGAACUUAUUCUAGCAGAUCCUCCUGCCAGUUUUCAUGGUGGGUUGCUCGGGGUUCAGCAGGAGUAACCUUGAAUACCAAACUCCUACAAACAAGUUUUGUUUUCCAUCCUUCUUCCAUUGGAUUCUUUGUUUGGCUAGUCAGCUCUCUGGGUGCUGUGUCUCUGUGGGAGUGUGCCUGCCAUCUGUGUGUGCUGGUGAUGCCUACGACUUCAGCCAUCCAUGAGUUAACCUGGCAAGGGCUAUACUCAACGUGCUUCAGGGCUGUGCAUGGACACUUUCUGUAUUUCUAGUAUAUAAUGCAGCAGUUCAAGUGCAAGUACAGAGAAAUAUUUAUUCAAAGCACAACUGACUUGAACUUUCACAGAUAAAGGACAGCUUCUGGCUCAAAGGUCACUCGGUGUGCCUUCGAUGCAGUCAUGUGAGCAGAGGUAAAAUGACUGUCACAUCUCAGUCUUGCUGCCUGUUUUAAUAUCUUCACUUUAAACAGACUCCUGCAUUAUAAAGCUGCUUGAAGUGAGAUGUUUCUGUUCAUCGUGAUUUUUUUAAUUUUUAUUUUUUUUAAGUUUUCAUCUGUGCCUGUUGCCAUAGGAGUUUGUGUGUUUGUAUGGAGUGGGAGUUGGCUGCUGUAGAAACUGUUGGACAACCAGAGUAUUAACUGUAGAGUAGAAAGAAGCAAUCCUGAUUUAGUUCAGGAAUGAAGCCAUUUAAAUUUCUCUGUUUAGGUAGCUUUGUGUAGUGAACUAAUUGUUUUUCAGUUGCAUUGAGUCAGGAUUCAGAGCUGUUCUAACUUUCUGCUAACACGAGCAGUCCUGUUUCUCUUACAACCGAAGGACCUGAGCACUAGAUCUGCUUUGAAAGUGCACCCAAAUGAAGAGGCAUCUUAGAGCUUUCAUGAGAACAUGGAAUUGGACUUGCUCUAUUAAAGUUAGGAUCACGUAAGCCUUGUAACAUAGUGGUAUCUUAGGAAUGAGUCUGAAAGCUGGUACUGAUCACUUAUGACUUACUGUUUUAUUUUUUCCUUGCAUCACUUAGAAGUUAACUUAAAAAGUCAGAAGGGGGAUCGCAGGUUCUUCCCUAAGGAAAAGGCUGAAAAGUGCUUAAGGAGUGGAUAGCACUUCUUCAGUUUCUUGUAAGCUGGAAGCCAGCUGGCAAAACUGUGUGGAAGCAGCAGUUGAACUAGAGAAGGGAUUACAUGUCCUCAUGGAGAGCAGUACUGGGUACAAAGCUGUUCCUCUUCAUGUUGCCUUCAAACCCAAGCUUCCUGCACUAAUGCUUAGGAGUGUGACAGGGAGGAGAAGAGCUCUCGUAAGACACUGUAAUAGACUGUGUUCUGUGAUUUGUUUGUAAUCUGCAUCUUCCACCUUGCUGUACCUUUCUAGAAGUCUUUGCAAUAUUUGAUGGUAGAAAUUUGUUAGCAAUCCCAUGGAUUUUCUUAACUAAAUGGUGCUGUGCAGGAAAAAGAUUCAAGCUCUGCCUUACUCUAAACUUGUAUGAAGUCUCCUGCCACUAGUUUUCUGAAACAAAAAUAUUUCCUUUGGAAUACAUGGCUUUGCAAGCAGAUGCUUUCAAGUUCCUCCCCUGUACUCAAGGGCUGGAUGGAGAUUCUAAGACAAUAAAAGGAAGGUGACAGAACAUCAUGGUUCACUGUUCUUGCUGUCCCCACUUGUGAACAUUCUCCUGUAAGGGCAGUACUGUAAAUUCUGCAGUAUUGAAGGAGAUUGAAGUAUUUUCGUAGCAUUUACUUGUUUAUUGUGUUUCAGUUUAUUCGAAGAACACUUCAAAACUGCACGACAUGAAUUACAUUAUCAAAACAGAACUUAAUGCAGCUAACCAGCAAAGCAUGCAAACACUACCAGGCUGUAUCAUAAAUUGCACUUAAACCCCAGGAGUUUGUUGAAUGUUCUCAGUCUAUGCGUUUCUUUAUUUGCUCCAAAUCAGUAGUUUUCCCAGAAGUUAUGUUUUUCGUACUGAAUGCAUCUUUAAGACUAUCAACAUCUCUCACUAAAGCAAUCAGACAAUCAACAACAGAGAGGAGAA